Molecule: messenger RNA, 1929 nt
Organism: Tripterygium wilfordii
Lineage: Eukaryota; Viridiplantae; Streptophyta; Magnoliopsida; Celastrales; Celastraceae
Product: trigger factor-like protein TIG, Chloroplastic
Exons: 13
Coding region: 4-1677 (557 amino acids)
Biological process (GO): protein unfolding; protein transport; 'de novo' cotranslational protein folding
Molecular function (GO): protein folding chaperone; ribosome binding; peptidyl-prolyl cis-trans isomerase activity
Source: RefSeq, a predicted model, not a curated record
UAAAUGUUGUGUGUGUUCACUCGGAGCCCUCUAUCUUCAACUGCUGAUACCUUCCUGCACAGACCAACAAUGGAGCUUGGUAUCAGAAUCAGCCCCACAAAACUAAUCAACGUGAAUUCGAUUUCUCUUUCCCUUCUAAACCCAUUUCUUCAAUUCAAGAACCCACAAGGAUCAUCCAAUCCCCACAAGCUAUUGUCCUUCUCCCGCCAAGUUCACCUACAGCAACUUCCUCAAUUUCAUCGAUGUUCGAGCCGUUUCAAGGCUUUGGCGUCUCCUUCAGCUGUUUUUGGUGCAGAGAAGGACCAGCUUCUUUCCGACAUUCGGAUUACUGAAACCCAAGAGCCCAAUUUGAGAGUUAGGUUGAGUGUAGAAAUUCCGCCAAAUGUAUGCGAGGAUUGUUAUAAAGAGGUUAUAAGAGAACUCAUGAAGAAAGCAAAGGUCCCUGGAUUUCGCCCUGGAAAACAAGUUCCCGAGAGUGUUCUUGUAGGCUUUGUCGGGAAGAAAAUGGUCGAACAGGCUACAAUUGAAUCUAUUUUGAAGAGGACCCUUCCACAUGCCCUGUCUUCGGUAAGUGGAAAGGCGUUGAGGGACACAGUCCGCAUUACAACCAAAUUUUCCGAUAUGGAGAAGACUUAUUCUACCCUAAAAUCUAUCAGAUAUGAUGCUAUCGUUGAUCUGGCACCUAAAGUGAAAUGGAUCCCUGAGGAUGCAUACAAAAAUCUGAAAGUUAUAGUUGAAAUAGACUGUGACAUAGAAGCACAAAGAGCUGUUGACCAAGAACUAAGACGUCGUCACAAGUCCCUUGGUUCACUGAGAAUCAUAAUUGACAGAGGAUUACAGAUUGGUGAUGUUGCGGUCCUUGAUAUAUCAGCAACGACAAUUGAUCAGGAUGAAUCAAAUGUUCAAAAUAUUCCUGCUGCAGAGAGUAAAGGUUUUCACUUUGAUACAGAGGAGGGGGAUAAAGUGCUUCCUGGUUUCCUUGAUUCAAUUUUUGGAAUUCGACGAGGUGAAAAAAAGUCCUUUCCUCUUGUAUUCCCUGAAUCAUGGAAACAAGAGAAUCUACGUGGUGUUCAAGCUCAAUUCACCGUUGAAUGCAAAGAAUUAUUUUAUAGAGAUCUGCCUGAGCUUGAUGACUCAUUUGCUGAAAAACUUAUUCCUGGAAGCACAACUAUCCGGCAGGUUAAGGAAUCGUUAUUGCAAAGAUACCAAGAAGUAGAGCAAACAGCGAAAGAACAAGCGACUGAUAAUGCAAUUCUGGACCAGCUUCGCCAGAUGGUGGAAGUUGAUAUCCCUCAAUCCUUGUUUGAAGAACAAGGUAGGCAGCUGUAUGGAACCCAGCUUCUCCAAAUGCAGGCAACUAUGAAACUGAAUGAAAAGCAGUUAGCUUACCUAUCAAGUGCUAAGGCAGUGGAUGAAUAUUUGGAGCACAAGAAGGAGAAUAUAAUAAAUUUGAUAAAACAAAAUCUGGCUGUCGCAGACAUCUUUGAACGUGAAAAUUUGCAGUUCUCAACAGAGGAGCUUGUCAAAGAGAUUGAGAAUUCUGUCGAAGAGUUCAAGCGUAGCAAAGUAAAAUAUGACGAGGAGCGUGUGAAAGAGCAGGUUCAGGAGAUUCUGGAGGGAGCAAAAGUGCUCGAAUGGUUGAGAGAGCACGCAGAGAUCGAGUACAUAACCAAGUAAGAGAGAGCAUAGGAGAUGAAGCAUAGGAACAUUGGAUUACAUUCUCAAGCGGUAUCAUCACAUCCCAGAAUUUUUGUUUCUUCAUAGAUAAUGUUGUACUAGUUGUUCAAUAAAAGAAAAAUACCAUUUUGAAUACUAAAAUUAUUUUUUAUUUUUAUUAAUGUUUGUUUUUUUGAUUGUUGGUCCGAAUGUGACUAGUUCAAGGAAAUCCUCGUUGCUCUGGUAAAUCCCAAUUCCUGUAGUUUUUGUAAA